Papilio xuthus (Asian swallowtail) is the source of this 2726-nucleotide messenger RNA. RefSeq names its product lysophospholipid acyltransferase 6 (gene oys). The transcript has 11 exons. The coding region runs from base 590 to 2113 and encodes 507 amino acids. Gene Ontology annotation, molecular function: acyltransferase activity. The record is from RefSeq and is a predicted model, not a curated record. Gene Ontology annotation, cellular component: membrane. NCBI's taxonomy places the organism in Eukaryota, Metazoa, Arthropoda, Insecta, Lepidoptera, Papilionidae. Gene Ontology annotation, biological process: lipid modification.
CAGAAUAAAUCCACAAUUAAACAGUGUGUUAAUUGAUUUCGAUCAGAUCUUAGAGCCAAAGCACAACAUUAGUUUAUCCUAUUGAAGUUCGAUAUAUGCAACUUUGGUAUUCGGGUAUAAUUUUUAAUUAUCAGGAGUCUGUCUGGGGUUUCUUUUUGCGAGUGCCGGGCAGAUUUAACAUUUUUGAUUUAAUAUGGUAACACUGCGUUUUACAAUUACUAACUUGCCAUUAUUUACCUACGCUAUAAAGUAAAUGCAGUUUUCAUUUAAACAGUUGAUUUGUCACUGUGUAGUAAAUGGUACCUGUGUUUAAUGUUUAUUAUUUACCUAUAGGUACGUUGCUCUUAAGAUAUUGUUGGUUCAAAUUUUCGAUCAACAAUAUUAUGUGGUGUUGAUCAGGUUCAAACCAAAUGUGAACUAGAUUUACCUAUACCUGUAUGUCAGUCGUUUCGAUGUAGCAUCAUCGUUUUAACGAUAAAAUUGGUGAAAAUAAAAUAAAUUUGUGAUGUGUAUUGUAACAAGACAGGGUACUACGCCUUUGUAAAUUAAGAGUUUCAAGAGAAAAACAACACAUACCGGAAAAAUAUAAAUGAUGUCGGCGACAUACUACGAUUACUACGAUGGUAGUAAAUUGUUUCUUUUUAUUUCAAAUAGAAUUGGUCUACCUAUAGAUCUUGUUAAUUUUUUGGUAGCACAAGUAGCUGCACUAUGCCUGGCCAGACUAUUUCGGAAACCAUUGCGGCUUGCUUCACCAGAAUUUCGUCAUUCUGUGUGCCUUGUUAUAGGUUUGCUAAUGGGAUAUUUCUGCUUUGGAAAACAAGCGGUCCAUUUAUCGAUCCUACCGAUGUUAAGUUUUAUACUUUUAAAGACGUUACCUCAUCGCAUCAUGGGAAAUGUUAUAUUGACCACGUCAAUGUUAUAUUUGUCCUGUCUUCACUUACAUCGGCAGCUCUAUCAUACGGCGAAUUAUUCAUUAGAUAUAACAGGUCCUCUAAUGGUGAUUACUCAGAGGGUCACGUCUCUAGCGUAUCUUCUACAAGAUAAUCUGCUUAAGAAAGAGUUGAACUGCAAUAAUGCGAAAGGCGACGGUCCAGCAGCAAAAGUAGACAAGAUACCAUCGCCUCUGGAAUACUUCGCCUACACGCUCGCCUUCCAGACACUCAUGUGUGGUCCUGUCGUCUUCUACUCUGAUUAUAUCAAAUUUAUUGAAAGUGGUCGAGUUAACGGGGUUGUGAAGGACAAAUCGAAUGAAUCGGAACCAUCACCGCGGCGCGCCGUUCUGUACAAGGUGGUAGGCUCAGUUGCCGCGGCCGUUCUUUAUCUCACGCUGGCUCAGAAGUAUCCUCUAACAGUUCUAGAAGAACUAACAGACCCUACAUCGGAGGUGUCUCGGUCGUGGUCGGCGGUGUACUUGCUGUGGUACGCCUAUCUCUCCACGCUGGUGGUGAGAUGCAAGUACUACCACGCGUGGCUGCUCUCCGAGGCCAUAUGCAACAACUCCGGUAUGGGCUUCAAUGGUUACGAGGCCGACGGCACCCCCAAAUGGGACAAAAUGUCCAACAUUGAUGUCUUCGGAUUUGAGUUCGCGGGCAACUUCCGCACGGCGGUUGCGAGCUGGAACCGCAACACGAACACGUGGCUGCGCAGCGUGGCGUACGCGCGUGGCGGCGGUGGUGCAGGCACCGCGCGCGUCUACGCACUCUCCGCGCUCUGGCACGGCUUCCACCCAGGAUACUAUCUCACAUUCUUUGCUGGGGGACUGUUCACAGUCGCCGCUAAGAAGGUGCGGACCGUGAUUCGUCCGAUGUUCUUAGACAGCAGACCGAAGAAGUUCUUCUACGACUCGCUGACGUUCAUAACGACCCGCGUCGCUAUGACCUACGCCACUGUGCCUUUUGUUCUGCUUCAUCUUGCGCCUAGCCUGGCCUUUUAUGGGAAAUUUUACUAUUCAUUACAUUUUAUUGCACUGGGUGCAUUAUUAUUACCGAGCAAGUCGGGCAAUAUGUCAACCAGUACGUCAACACAUGAACUUCCACCGAUGUCUUCCAAAGGUAACAAAGAUGUACCUACCGAUACUAAUGGUGACCUCAACGGUAAACUAAAAAUGUCCUAAAAGUCGAUUUUUAUCCUAUUGAUUUUAUAUCUUUGAAAUAGCAUUAAACAUCUCAGUAACAUUUGCAGAAAUAACUUGCAUUUAUUAAAUAACAAAGUAUUAUUUUAUGUUUUUAAAUUAUAUAUUUUUUGUUUUAUGUACAUCCUAUACUAUAAUAGUUGAAUAUUGUGUAAUAUGUCGACCUUUAACUCCUUUACGUAAUCCUAAAAAUUACAGACAAGUAAUUUCAUUUAUGAAGUAGUAUUUAAAAUGACUACAUCCUUUACAAUGUAAAAAUAUAUAACGGACAUAUUCCUAUUACAUAGUUUCUUUAAUUUUACUUGCAAUGGACUUCUAAAUAUACAUUUUGUAUAUGACUUGACAAGUCUACAAUAAAAAGACAUAUUUUCCUGACAUGCUUUGUCCGACACCUUUGUAGAGCGUUGUCUCUGUCGCACAAAGCAUUAUAUCUCAUAAGUAUGGUAUUUUAUGAGAGAUAACGCUAUACAAACACGAAACGUCAGUUGUCUCUUUCUAACUGAUUUUCCUAACUCGUUAUUGCUUACUGUUUAUUUUUAGGGCAUAUUGAAUUAUGUGUUUAAUUUAAUAAUAAGAUGUUAUUGAUUAUAAAUGA